Molecule: messenger RNA, 8316 nt
Organism: Homo sapiens (human)
Lineage: Eukaryota; Metazoa; Chordata; Mammalia; Primates; Hominidae
Gene: ZNF347
Product: zinc finger protein 347
Exons: 5
Coding region: 421-2943 (840 amino acids)
Biological process (GO): regulation of DNA-templated transcription
Cellular component (GO): nucleus
Molecular function (GO): sequence-specific double-stranded DNA binding
Source: RefSeq, marked validated
AGUUCCGGAAGCGGAUCGUGUUGGGUGCGGGUGACGCCGCCGAGCGUGAGUGUCCCUCAGUAUGGAUUAAACUUGCGAACCGCCGUGCCCCGUUUCCGCAGCCAGUUCCCGGGCUCGCUACAGACCUUUUUUUUUUUCUUUUUUUUUUUUUUUGGUGAGACGGAGAUUUACUCUUGUUGUCCAGGCUGGAGUGCAAUGGCGCGAUUUCGGCUCACCGCAUCCUCCGCCUCCCAGGUUCAAGCGAUUCUCCUGCCUCAGCCUCCCGAGUAGCUGGGAUUACAGGCAUGUGCCACCACGCCCGGCUAAUUUUGUAUUUUUAGUAGAGACGGGGUUUCACCGUGUUGCCCAGGCUGAUCUCGAACUCCUGACCUCAGGAAGAACCCUUGAAGAAGAGGAAGAGGAAAGAAAGACAAGUCAGGCAUGGCUCUCACCCAGGGACAGGUGACAUUCAGGGAUGUGGCUAUAGAAUUCUCUCAGGAGGAGUGGACAUGCCUGGACCCCGCUCAGAGGACUUUGUACAGGGACGUGAUGUUGGAGAAUUAUAGGAACCUGGCCUCCCUGGCAGGAAUCUCUUGUUUUGACCUCAGUAUUAUCUCUAUGUUGGAGCAAGGGAAGGAGCCUUUCACUUUGGAGAGCCAAGUACAAAUAGCAGGAAACCCAGAUGGAUGGGAAUGGAUCAAAGCUGUGAUCACAGCUCUCUCUUCCGAAUUUGUAAUGAAAGAUUUACUACACAAAGGGAAGAGUAAUACAGGAGAAGUAUUCCAAACAGUGAUGUUGGAAAGACAGGAAAGCCAAGACAUUGAAGGAUGUUCCUUCAGGGAAGUCCAGAAAAAUACACAUGGCCUUGAGUAUCAAUGCAGAGAUGCUGAAGGAAAUUACAAAGGAGUGCUUUUGACCCAAGAAGGCAAUCUCACUCAUGGAAGAGAUGAACAUGAUAAAAGAGAUGCAAGAAACAAGCUUAUUAAAAAUCAGCUUGGAUUAAGCCUUCAGUCACAUCUGCCUGAACUGCAGCUUUUUCAAUAUGAAGGGAAAAUUUAUGAAUGUAAUCAGGUUGAGAAGUCUUUCAACAAUAAUUCCUCAGUUUCACCACCUCAACAAAUGCCUUAUAAUGUCAAAACCCACAUUUCUAAGAAAUAUCUCAAAGAUUUUAUCUCUUCUUUAUUACUCACACAGGGGCAAAAAGCAAAUAAUUGGGGAAGCCCUUACAAAUCUAAUGGAUGUGGCAUGGUCUUUCCUCAAAAUUCACACCUUGCAAGUCAUCAGAGAAGUCAUACUAAAGAGAAACCUUACAAAUGUUAUGAGUGUGGCAAAGCCUUUAGAACACGUUCAAACCUAACUACCCAUCAGGUGAUCCAUACUGGCGAAAAACGUUACAAAUGUAAUGAGUGUGGUAAGGUCUUUAGUCGAAAUUCACAACUCUCACAACAUCAGAAAAUUCACACUGGAGAGAAACCUUAUAAAUGUAACGAAUGUGGCAAGGUCUUCACUCAGAAUUCACACCUUGUAAGACAUCGAGGAAUUCAUACUGGAGAGAAACCUUACAAGUGUAAUGAGUGUGGGAAAGCCUUUAGAGCUCGUUCAAGCUUAGCUAUCCAUCAGGCAACCCACAGUGGAGAAAAACCUUACAAAUGUAAUGAAUGUGGCAAGGUCUUCACUCAAAAUUCACACCUUACAAAUCACUGGAGAAUUCACACUGGAGAGAAACCUUACAAGUGUAAUGAGUGCGGCAAAGCCUUUGGUGUUCGUUCAAGCCUAGCUAUUCAUCUGGUAAUUCACACCGGAGAAAAGCCUUACAAAUGUCAUGAAUGCGGCAAGGUCUUUAGGCGUAAUUCACACCUUGCAAGGCAUCAGCUAAUUCAUACUGGAGAGAAACCUUAUAAGUGUAAUGAGUGUGGCAAAGCCUUUAGAGCACAUUCAAACCUAACUACCCAUCAGGUCAUCCAUACUGGAGAAAAGCCUUACAAAUGUAAUGAAUGUGGCAAGGUCUUCACUCAAAAUUCACACCUUGCAAAUCAUCAAAGAAUUCAUACUGGAGUGAAGCCUUAUAUGUGUAAUGAGUGCGGCAAAGCCUUCAGUGUGUAUUCAAGCCUAACUACCCAUCAGGUCAUCCAUACUGGAGAAAAACCUUACAAAUGUAAUGAGUGUGGCAAGGUCUUCACUCAGAAUUCACACCUUGCAAGACAUCGGGGAAUUCAUACUGGAGAGAAACCUUAUAAAUGUAAUGAAUGUGGCAAGGUCUUUAGGCAUAAUUCAUACCUUUCAAGGCAUCAGCGAAUUCAUACUGGAGAGAAACCUUACAAGUAUAAUGAGUAUGGCAAAGCCUUUAGUGAACAUUCAAACCUAACUACCCAUCAGGUCAUCCAUACUGGUGAAAAACCUUACAAAUGUAAUGAGUGUGGCAAGGUCUUCACUCAGAAUUCACACCUUGCAAGACAUCGGAGAGUUCAUACUGGAGGUAAACCUUACCAGUGUAAUGAAUGUGGCAAAGCCUUUAGUCAAACAUCAAAGCUUGCAAGGCAUCAGAGAGUUCAUACUGGAGAGAAACCAUAUGAGUGUAAUCAGUGUGGGAAAGCCUUUAGUGUCCGUUCAAGCCUAACUACCCAUCAGGCAAUCCAUACUGGAAAAAAACCUUACAAAUGCAAUGAGUGUGGGAAGGUCUUCACUCAGAAUUCACACCUUGCAAGACAUCGGGGAAUUCAUACUGGAGAGAAACCUUACAAGUGUAAUGAGUGUGGCAAAGCCUUUAGUCAAACUUCAAAACUUGCAAGGCAUCAGAGAAUUCAUACCGGAGAGAAACCAUAUGAGUGUGGGAAACCCUUUAGUAUCUGUUCAAGCCUAACUACCCAUCAGACAAUCCAUACUGGUGGGAAACCUUACAAAUGUAACGUGUGGAAAGUUCUAAAGUCAGAGUUCAAACCUUGCAAGCCAUCACAGAAUUCAUAGUGGAGAGAAACCUUACAAAUGAAGGUGGUAACUUUUGCAGUUAGAAUUCAUUCCUUUGACAACGUCAGAGAAUUUAUGCCUGAGAGAUUCCUUGAAAAUGCAAUGACUGGCUGGGUGCAGUGGCUCAUGCCUGUAAUCCCAACACUUUGGGAGUCCGAGGCAGGUGGAUCACCUGAGGUCAGGAGUUCAAGACCAGCCUGACCAACAUGGCGAAACCCCAUUUCUACUAAAAGUACACAAUUAGCUAGGCCUGGUGGCGUGCGCCUGUAAUCCCAGCUAUAUAGGAGGCUGAGGCAGGAGAAUCACUUGAACCCAGGAGGCGGAGGUUGCAGUGAGCCAAGAUCGUGCCAAUGCACUCCAUCCUGGGCAAAAAGAGCAAAACUCCAUCUUAAAGGAAAAAAAAAAAAUGCAAUGACUGUGGCAAACUCCUCAUGAGUUCAAGUAUUAAUAGACAUCCAAGAGUCCAUAAUAAUGAGAAAUCACAUAAAUGUACUGUGUGUGACAGAGGCUUUAUUCAGGCCUCACAGCUUUGCAGGCAUUAAAAUCUACGUAUUUGAUGGAACCACACAAAUGUAAUGUGUAAGAGCAUCCUGAAGCUCUUACUCUAAGACUGUAACUGUAGGUGAGGAUUCAUACAAAGAGUGACUCAGUCUCUAGUUCUUUGAUUCACUUUUAAAAUGAUAAACUGCACAAUAAUUACACGUUCCAAUAUGGUAAAACUUAAGACAUUAUAUAUUUCAAAGGUCAAAGGACAUUUGGAAAUGGCUACUUACCUUCAGGUUAUAAAAUCUUUUAUUCCAUUGUUUGAGGUUUCUCAAAAAGGCUACUGUUUGUGACUUUCAACCUGAACUAUGGAUCUGUGGCUAUUUUGCAUCCUUAAGCACCUUUCGUGGUGCCUAUCUGGGAAAGAACCACAGUAUGGAAAGGCUUACUUCAUUACAUGAGGAUCAUUUUUAUCCAUGUUUAUUGAAGAAGGAGGACUCUGCCUUGUAAAAUUAAAUAUUCUCUCAAUUGAGAGACCAUGGUUUUGGGGCAGAAAAUAAUGUAAAACUAUGAUAUCAAUCAUCAUACUGAUUGUGUUCAGGGUGCUUUUCUGAGAGAAAGACACCAUGGGUUUUAGGGAAGUAAGGCUCUACCUGCAUUGAGCAGGCCAAGACCUCAGGACACUGGAAUUUUUAUGAGAGGAGAGUAAUAAGUUAUUAGUGACUGAUUAUGUGAUGGGAAUAGUGCAGGGGAAAUGGUUGCCACUUUCUCUACUGAAUGGCAAUAGCUGUUUUAUAGCAGAGAUUGAUGAAAAAUAGGCUUAUUUUUGAAAUUGAAGAGGUAACAGUUAUUAGAGUGGAGAGCUUGGUCAGAAAAACCAGAAUACCAUGGUUUUUUUUGUUUUGUUUUGUUUUUAGUAGAAUUCACACUAAUUGCUGGAAUUACAUUUUGCUACAGUUUUAUUAAGAAUGUGUCACAGACAUAAUGUUUUGCUAAAAAAAAUUCAACGUUUUCUUAUAACUAUAAACAAAUCACAUUCUUUGUACCAACAUCAUUUUAUCCUACCUCAGUAGGAUACUUCAUAGCAGAUAAUAACAAUACACUCAGUCUUUUAGGUUGGAGGAUGUAGAACAAUUUUUUUUUUCUUUGUGGAAUCAACAUACAAUUUUGGGAAAAUGUAAUCAUACUCUGCACUUGAAUUAUUCUCUCUACACUCUGCCUUAGAAUAUUUAUAUGGAUAUAAUGAAAAUCCCAUAGAAAGUGCAGUUUUCAUACUCUUACACUCUGAAAGCUGCCACAGUGUUGGUGAAUAUAUACCAUAUUAUAUUUUUACAUGCUUGUGUGCUAAAUAACUAUGGCAUGCAUCUUUAUUUACAUGAAGUGAAAAUACAAAUAUAGAAAGUGUAUGGGCUGGGUGUGGUGGUUCAUGCCUGUAAUCCUAGCACUUUGAGAGCCCAAGGCAGGGGGGUCACUUGAGUCCAGGAGUUUGAACCAGCCAGGACAACAUGGCAAAACCCUGUCUCUACAAAAAAAAUAGAAAUAUUACCCAGGCAGGGUGGCUCAUGCCUGUAGUCCCAGCUCCUCAGGGAGACUGAGGCAGGUGGAUCACUUGAGCCUGGAGGCAGAGGUUGCAGUGAGCCAAGAUCGCGCCAUUGCACUCCAGCCUGGGUGACAGAGCGAGACCCUGUCUCAAAAAAAACAAUUGUAUGAAAAAUAUUGGCUGGGUGUGGUGGCUCACACCUGUAAUCCCAGCACUUAGGGAGGCCAAGGCGGGUGGAUCAUGGGGUCAGAAAAUCGAGACCACCCUGGCCAACACAGUGAAACCCCAUCUCUACUAAAAAAUACCAAAUAUAUAUAUAUUGGUUGGAUGUGGUGGCAUGCGCCUGUAAUCCCAGCUACUCGGGAGGCUGAGGCAGGAGAAUCACUUGAACCCAGGAGGUGGAGGUUGCAGUGAGCCGAGAUUGCCACUGCACUCCAGCCUGGGCGAGAAAGUGAGACUCCGUCUCAAAAAAAAAAAUUAUGAAAUUAUAAAUAGUGCAGAAUAACAAAAAUAACACUAAGAAUGCUAUGCUCACAUAAUUUGACAAGACUAAUAUUCAUGAGUUUCCUCUUAAAAAUGAACAUAUAUAAUGGAAAUUUUGUUUUUGUAGGUAAACUAGAAGUUUCAUAAAUUUAGCCUUAUCAUGUUUUUGGUAAUGUUAAUUUGUCACCUCUCCACAGGAAGUGUAUUGAACUCCAUUUACAGUUUGGUUUAGAUAUGGAAAAUGAGGAUGCUGAACAAUGAAGUUUUAGGGAAAUGUGUAUUGCAUAAUGAGGCUUUCUGUGAGAAGCAGGAUUGACUUCCCAAACUGGUCCAAAAUGGCUUGAGAGAGCAGGGAUAAAUAACUUGCUUGGGGUGUUAUGGUAAUAACCUUUAAUAAAAGGGUGGGUUGGGGUGAGGAUCCCACACGUGAUUUGAACUUCCAUCUAGUGCCAAAGGAGGGAACACGGACAUUAUCAGCUUGGCCAGAUGGGCAGAAUAAGAAGAGGGAGUGCAGAGGUAUAAAUGGUGGUAUAAGACAAAAAUCACAAAAUGGAAACUGACUGUAGUACAACACUGAAUAUUUACUCUUGCAACUUCUGAUUUCUGGCCAGGCAUGGCCAGAAAUUACAGGCUCAUGCCUGUAAUCCCAGCACUUUGGGAGCCCGAGGCAGGUGGAUCACCUUAGGUCAGGAGCUCAAGACGAGCCUGGCCAACAUGGUGAAACCCCAUCUCUACUAAAAAUACAAAAAUUAGCCAGGUGUGGUGGCGCACUCCUGUAGUCCUAGCUACCAGGGAGGCUGAGGCAGGAGAAUCACUUGAACCCGGGAGACGGAGGUUGCAGUGAGCUGAGAUCUCACCACUGCACUCCAGCCUGGGCAAUAGAGUGAGACUCUCAAAAAAACAAAAGAAAUUUCUAACUUCUUUGUUAGGGAAGACCUCCGCUUUCUUCAUAAUAGUAGAUAAUACUCUUCCUUUCUGCUGAACCCAUAGGGCCCAUUACACAACGUCAUUCUUGAAAAUAUUUGUGAAAUGCUGUUUAAAUUGCCUAAAAUAUUUUUACAGUAGUUCAAUGCAAAUGAAUUUGUGGAAAAGUUUAUUACAUAAUAUGAUCAAGCAAUUUUAGCCAAAGGGCAUUUUUCCAAAGGCUGUGUUAUAUUCAUGUCUUGUUCAGUUUAUGGUAUUGUGUAACAUAUUCUCCAUAGCUUCUUUUCUUUUUUUUUUUCUUUUUCUUUUUAGACGUGGGGUCUCGCUAUGUUGGCCAGGUUGGUCUUGAACUCUUGGCCUCAAGCAUUCCUCCUGCCUCAGCUUCCCAAAGUGCUAGGAUUACAGCCAUGAGCCAAUAGUAGUAAAAUGACUUUUUGUUUUUGUAUAUGAUUUUUACUUUAAGGAUUUUUUCCUUCCAUACAUUUUAAUCCAAAUUAUAUGUUUACUGCAUUUCUUCUCUGUGUUACUCCAGUGAACACUUAGAAAAUACAUAAAUGAGGGUGUUGUUUAGAAAUAAAAUUUUGUGACAUGAAAAUGUAUGUAAAACAAUGGCAGGUACAGACUAGGUUCUCUGUAAAUAGGAAAAUGGAGUGUCCUUGUAAAUCUUUAGUUCAAUUAAAGUACAGGGAUACUAGAUGGUGAAAUGAAGUCUCUUAAUAUGGAAGUUAUCAAAGAUCAGAUGCUUGAAAAUCAAGCGUGUGGAGGUUAACCAGCAUCUGGAGAAGUAAAUGAAAAUACAGUUAAUAAGAGAGUCCCCAAGAUAUUAAUUAUCAUUUAUGCAAAGGAGAUAAUUUCUCUCAUUGAAUCCCUGGAGGCAAUUCAACUUCCUACUGUGGCUGGUAUUUCUUUUCUGAGCCAGAGGAUCUUACAGCAAAACAUGAUAUUUGUGCAACUUUUGCAAUGACAGCUGCCAUUUAAUAUACUCCCCUUAGAUUUGUUUCCAUUUUAAAAAACUGAUAUAUAUUCUUUAAUAAGUGAUUUAUCUUUGCAUAUAUAUUUUAUAUCAAUCACAUUUAGAGUAAGAAUCACAGUUAUUAAUGCUUUAUGUGUAACAACUGAAUCAUCAGCUCCUGAAAUAAGUAUUAAUGAUAUUCUCAUUUCAGAGGUGAGGAAACUUAGGACAGAUAAGCAAAAUAAUCAAAUUAGGCUGGGCACAGUGGCUCAUGCCUGUAAUCCCAGCACUUUGGGAGGCCGAGGCGGGGGGAUCACCUGAGGUCAGGAAUUCGAGACCAGCCUGAUCAACAUGGUGAAACCCCGUCUCUACUAAAAAUACAAAAAUUAGCUGGGUGUGAUGGCGGGCGCCUGUAAUCCCAGCUAUUCGGGAGGCUGAGGCAGGAGAAUUGCUUGAGCCUGGGAGGCGGAUGUUGCAGUUAGCCGAGUUCCCACCAUUGCACUCCAGUCUCAGUGACAGAGCGGGACUCCAUCUCUCUCUCUCUCUCUCUCUCUCUUUCUCUCUCUCUCUCUCUCUCUCUCUCUCUAUAUAUAUAUAUAUAUAUAUAUAUAUAUAUAUAUAUAUAUUUAGAAAAUGGGUAGAACUAUGAAGAGACAUUUCACUGAAGCAGUUAUACUGAGAUAAAUAGGCACAUAAAAAGAUUUCCAACAUCACCAUCCAUCAAAUCUCAGAUCUCAGCAUAUUCUGCUUUAAAAGACUCAUCUUGUCACAUUUCAGUAAGAGGCAGAAUCGAGAUUUGAAUCCAUGUUGUCUGGUUGCAAAGACAAAGCUUUUAAUGAUGAUGCUACAGUAACAAUGCUAGUUAUUUUUGUCCUUUACUCACCAUCUAUACCUAUUUUGUUAGUAUCUCUUGUAAUUUUUAAAUGGUUUAUCUUCAUAUAUCAUUGUGAUUGUGGUAACUUUGUAUUAAAUCUAUAUUUUUAUAGAUCAA